UGCUGUUCCACUACAGAACGAUGGCAGAAGCAACGAACCCGGCGGCCACCUCAUUCCCGGCACCCACCAUAUCCCUGCCGCUGGGGCUGGAUGUCAUACGGACCUACUCAGGAGCUCUGAUCUGCAUGGAGAUAGCCUUUGGGGGUUUGGUUUGGAUUCUCGUGGCCUCCUCAAACGUCCCCGUGCCGAUCCUCCAGGGCUGGGUUAUGUUUGUGUCUGUCACUUUGUUCUGCUGUUCAUUGGCCUACCUCACUCUCUUCCUGCUCGGUCUCGCAGACCGUAUCAACACCGACUUGAACUUCUUGGAUAUGGUGUACCACUUUAUGGCCCUGCUCUUCUAUUUCUCUGCGUUUGUGCUGGAAGCAGCAGCAACGUCCGGAGUUCAUAAACACUACAUGAACAUGACAAUGUGCUUGUCCAAACCUGACACAAACAUCAUCACCUUUAUGGACUUCAGACAGUACAGUAUUAAUGUGGUUGCUACGAUAUUUGCUUUCUUUGUGACCGUAUGCUAUGGCUGCAGUAUGUUCAUGGGCUUUAAACGAUGGAGGAAGUGACAUUGAGAGUCACAGCAUCACAGCGACGCUCCCUGCAUCCUGAAAGAUGGAGACUCUAUUGAAGCUGAAGCUGAAUUGGAUCUACAAUAAGUCACAUUUUUCCAAAACAACAACUGGAAAACGAGGAAGACGAGGGAACGGAGAUGAAAUCUGAUCUGCAGCUAGAGCCAAAACCAGACAGACCAGUAAACCUGCAGUGACUUUAAUGGCAACAAAUUACUUUUUUAGUCGUUGGAGGAAAAUAUAUUCGAUUUUUAGUUUUUUACUCAGCGUUUAGUAAAUUUGGUGAGUCAGAAUUUAGUUCAAAACAAAUCCAGCCAAUAAACUAAAGUUUAGAAUUUUCUCACAUUUUUCCCAGUGGAGUAAGUUCAGUCUUCAAAUGAAUAGAUCCAUGAAAUGUUUACAAAUUAAAAUGGGAUUAUUUUUUGGGGGAUUUUUUCACCCCAGAGAAUCAAUAUUUUUUGUGUCAUUUUGUAUUAAUACACCUCACCAGGUGAGAGUACAGGUCAGUGGGCGUGGCUAGAACAUGUCAGGGCAUGGGGAAGUCCGUUCCCACACAGAAGGUUCUCUAAGGUUUAUAAGCGUCUCGUUAUAAGUCCCAGAGCUUAAAUUCUGCUCGUUCGCCAAGUACACGCAGCUGAUUAAUUUCACCGCUCAAGAUGUUCGACAGGAGCCAAAUAGGAAGCUUCUGUUUUUAUCAUUUGUUAGUGUCUAGCUCAUCUGGAAGCCAGUGUGGCUUUGGCAGUUCCGAUAAUCGUCUAAAGACACAAAACUGCACCACUCUCCAGACAUGAAAAUGAAAAAACUAGAAGGCUCCCCGACUCUGCCAGGUGUCACAGGCUAAGAUCGUAUCCAGCAUCCUGCUGUGACCGCAGUUCUAUUUUACAUCCAUUGGUUUUGGCUGGAGAUCUCCAUUCAGGCAGUAAGCCUCCACCAAAAUAAAGACUGGACCACCGUUAUGUAUGUCUUUGCAAAUCGUUCGGAACAGCCAAGAACAUCAGAGGCUUUUUGGGCCAGUGCUGAUUUAUACAGCAGGCUGGCACCGGGACACUCUCAGGAUAGCAGCAGUAAAUCUACAGGCCAGGUCUCCAUCAUUCAUCACCGCAGCAAACCAAGCACAAACCAAACAGAAGAGGAGCUGUAAAUCCUGACUACACGUCCAAACCACACUUUCUCAGAGCACUGGAACGUUUCUGAACUUCUCCUUGGAGAGCAGCACAUUCCAGCUUGGUGCAUGCAGAAAAGAGGAGAAUGACGAGAAUGAGCAUGAAGGCUUCUAGAGGUCAGGUGCAACAUUCCAUGUGCUGGUGUUAUUACGACAUGGCUUUCACAAAGGCCACCGUUACAAACUUCACGUAUCGUCUCUCCAUUUAAGAGCCGGAGCAGCAGCAAGCAGGAAGAUCAGUCCAAUUAUAAUAAUAACUCAAUGUCAUCAAUAAAAUAUAGAGAUUUACCAAGAAUUUUUUUUUUUCAAGCAGAUCACCAGUGCAGAUGUUUAAAAAAAUCUAGACAUAGAACAAAUAGAGUAUUUUAUUGUUCUUCUGUUGAACAAAGAGGACAAAGACGGUCCUGUUACACAUACAGUACAUAAGUCUGGUAAGAACAGACUGAAGAACAGUCCAGGAUUGAAAUCAAACAUCAGGAUGAUGGUCCAUGGUAGAAAGCAGAGCCCCAUGGUGAUGGAGCAGCAGGUCAGUACUUGCAGAAGGGGUUUAGGUUUAUCCUUUUGUGAAAGACUCCAUCAACAUCUGUCGGGUGCCAUUUGAAAUCAGGAGAACAUUUGCUUCAUAAAUUCAGCUGGUUUUUGUUUCUGUGGAAACAUCUGGAACUCCGUAUAGAGAAAACAAACAGCAUACAGUCCCAUGUUCCACACUGAAAAUCAGUCAACACUGUCAUCAGCUACGGUUAGAAGAAAAAUGGCAGAUGUUGAAGAUCUGCCACCUUUUGAACAUCUGGAUGUAACCCUUUUGAACAUCUGGAUGAGUUUUGGGUAGCAGCUUCUGUUACACAUGACUUUAUAUAUGUUGGAAUAUCAGGGUUCUUAUGUUGUGGGUUCUCCAUCAUCAUCAUCACCUUCUACAGUAAUUGAUCAUUAUCCAUCAGAUCAUCAUACAUGUUUGUGUCAUGUGUCUUAAAGUUCUGUGGAGCUUUAAACCCAACAUUAAAACAAAUUUCCAAACCUUCGUCUAAUGGACAGAUGUUCGUUGGUCUGAACAACAAAAACAAACAAACACGAGCAAAUAUGUUACAUGACCUGUUUUAGAAAUGGAUUCAAAACAGCUUUUCAGACUCACUUGGGCCAAUCAGACGUCAUGUGUUUUAUCAAUCAUCAAUCAAAUUUUAUUUAUUUAUUUUUUUUACACAAAUGGAUAACUUUACUAUAUGGAACCAGUCUGGAUGUGCAAGCAAAUGUCACACAAACGCUUUACACAACAACUCGAACAUCAAAUCCUUGUUCAAAAUGUAGACUGAAGUUUGGCAGCUGUUUAUUUUAACAAUUAGACACAAAAAAUAUAUUUUAGGGUCAAAACAUUUACCUCAUUUAUCGACCUGAUCAUAUGUCUAGCAGGAUUUCUUCACUUCUUCUUUCGUUCAGGUCAAAACACGUGAAAAUCUGUUCUGUUGUGUUAGUUUUUCCAUUUUUUUAAAACAUUUCUAAACAGACAUGGACAGAUGAAAGAUGGAUUAUGUAACAAAACCAUGAUGAAUAAAAGCUGUUGGGUUUUUAUUGAU
This is a messenger RNA of Tachysurus fulvidraco (yellow catfish), 3290 nucleotides long. It is a transcript of the gene mal2, whose product is annotated as mal, T cell differentiation protein 2. The transcript has 5 exons. Bases 21 to 557 code for a protein of 178 amino acids. Gene Ontology annotation, molecular function: structural constituent of myelin sheath. The record is from RefSeq and is a predicted model, not a curated record. NCBI's taxonomy places the organism in Eukaryota, Metazoa, Chordata, Actinopteri, Siluriformes, Bagridae. Gene Ontology annotation, cellular component: membrane. Gene Ontology annotation, biological process: myelination.